Messenger RNA from Leguminivora glycinivorella, 1875 nucleotides. RefSeq names its product neurogenic locus notch homolog protein 1-like (gene aspr). Bases 151 to 1608 code for a protein of 485 amino acids. The transcript has 11 exons. Lineage: Eukaryota; Metazoa; Arthropoda; Insecta; Lepidoptera; Tortricidae. The record is from RefSeq and is a predicted model, not a curated record.
AGCAGUCUCGCGUAGGCGCAGGACAGUAUUAUAAGCAAGCGCCAGCCCUCUAGGUUCGUUUCCACCGCGUCAUCCGUCGCGCGGUGUCGUGUGUGAAACAUCGAUCGAAAAUUAUCGAAUUAUUUGUGAUUGUGAUUGUGAAGUGAUAAGAUGGCCGGUUCCUUACUAGUCAUAGCACCUCUGGUGCUCUUUGCGUGCCUGCAAGUUGGGGUAGAAGCUCAACGCUACUACAACUACUACCCUCGCGGCUACUACGGCCGUAACCUAGGUUCCCUGUACGAACAUGGACGCUCCAUUUCCGAUAACCAGGUGGCUUGUGGGGCCCAUACCUGUGGUGUGGGAGCUCACUGCACUCAGGGCAGUGUGAGGCCAGUCUGCGCCUGUCUGCCAGGGCAUUCUGGAGACCCGCUGUCGCAGUGUAUCAGGAUUGAGUGCGUUGAUAACAGCGAAUGCCGAAGCCAUCAGACUUGCGUUAACCAGCACUGCGUUAAUCCUUGCGAGGGCACCUGUGGCAUCAAUGCCAACUGUGAUGUCCGCAACCAUGUUCCGGUCUGUACUUGCCCUGCUGGAUACACCGGCAAUCCCUUCUCUUCCUGCAGAGUUGCCGACCCAGAGGAAGCUUGCCAUCCGUCUCCAUGUGGAUCAAACACGAAAUGCCACGUCGCCAACAACCAAGCCAUCUGUACCUGUCUUCCUGGAUACAGGGGUAGCCCACUGUCCGGCUGCCGUCAUGAGUGUGAAUCCGAUCACGAGUGCGGCUCGCAGCAGACUUGCCGCGACUUCAAGUGCGUCAGCCCUUGCAGCGACUGCGGAGUCAACGCUGACUGCGAGACUGUUGCUGCACAUCGCGCUGUUUGCAAGUGCCCCAGAGGCUACCACGGCGACCCCUACCGCAUCUGUUCCCCCGAGUGCACAUCCGACGGCGAGUGCCCCAGCUACAAGCCCGCCUGCGUCUACAACGCCUGCAUCAACCCCUGCACCAACGUCUGUGGAGUCAACGCUGACUGCAACCUCCGUGGCCUGACCCCUGUGUGUUCCUGCCCGAGGAACAUGACUGGAGACCCCUUCACUUACUGCAGGCCUUUCGAAGCUCGUGACCUUUGCGAGCCCAACCCCUGCGGUACCAACGCAAAGUGCACCCCCGGCCACGACAGAACCGGAGCUGAGCGUCCCGUCUGCACCUGCCCCUCUGGAUACAUUGGAAACGCUCUCGUCAACUGCGAACGAGGUGAAUGUGAGCUGGACUCCCAAUGCCCCGACCAUCUGGCCUGCGUCGGUUUCCAGUGCGUGGACCCUUGCCUCGGCAACACCCAGUGCGGUUCCGGAGCUGUGUGCAUGGGCAGGAGACAUCUUGCCGUCUGCACUUGUCCUCAAGGUCGCAAUGGCGAUGCCCUGGUAAACUGCUACGAAAGCCGAUCCGUCGCUGCCUCCACUCGUUACUACAGAUACAAGCGUAACGGCAAUGGCGACCCUGAACCUGCUGCCGUCUCCGAAGCUACCGUGGAAGAGACAGAAGCAACCCAAGCUACCGAAGCGAAGAGCGAAGCAAAGGAGGGCGAAGCGAAAGUUGAGGCGACCGAAGCACCUGAAGCUAAAGCUUCCUCUUAAACGGACGUGGAAAAGAUAGAUUAAGUCUAAACGCUGCCAAUUUUAUAAAAGAGAUUGUUUGUCAAUGUAUAAAAUCUAGGGGUUUUUGUUGUGAAUGUUACAUAUGAACACAAUUUAUCUAGAUGUUUGUUUUGCUGAGUAAUAAAACUAAUAUAUUACUGACAGUGUAAAAUCCACGUCUGCUGUUGACAUAGUAUUAAUAAGAAAUAUGUUUUAAUGAAUGGGGACAUUUUUUAUUUUUAAUAAAAAAUACUGAACCUAACUUUA